AAGCCUUUGGCGACCCUUGAGGAGUGAGCAAGAAGAAGGAGGAGGAGAAAGAAGAGAAGAAGGUGUGGGAUUUACCCCUCAAGACGAAGCCCCCAGGACCCCCUUCUCCACCCUCUUGUCUUAUGGCUUGAAGGCAGGUCCCAAACCUGGAGGGCUCUUCUUUUUCUUCUUCAUGGAUUCCCCCAACAUGUCCUGGUAUGACGGUAUCUAUGAGAACAGAAGUCUCAACGAGUCUGGCCCAGAACCAAAGCCGGCCCACGAGUACAACUACUACGCCAUGCUCCUCACCCUCCUCAUCUUCGUCAUCGUCUUUGGCAAUGUGCUGGUGUGCAUGGCCGUGUGUCGAGAGAAGGCCCUUCAGACCACCACCAACUACUUGAUUGUGAGCCUCGCGGUGGCUGAUCUUCUGGUGGCCACUCUGGUGAUACCGUGGGUGGUCUACUUGGAGGUGGUUGGGGAAUGGCGAUUCAGUCGCAUCCACUGCAACAUCUUUGUGACUCUGGAUGUUAUGAUGUGCACGGCAAGCAUCCUCAACCUUUGCGCCAUCAGCAUUGACAGGUACACAGCCGUGGCCAUGCCAAUGCUCUACAACACGCGCUACAGCUCCAAGCGCAGGGUGACCGUCAUGAUCUCGGUGGUGUGGGUCCUCUCCUUUGCCAUCUCCUGCCCCUUGCUUUUUGGGCUAAACAACACAGAGGAGAAUGAGUGUAUCAUUGCCAAUCCUGCCUUUGUUGUGUAUUCCUCUAUCGUCUCCUUCUACGUUCCCUUCAUUGUCACCCUGCUGGUGUACGUGCAGAUAUACAUAGUGCUGCGGAAACGCAGGAAGCGGGUCAACACCAAACGCGUCGGCACCCACCUGGGCCCGGACUCUGACACGCAGGCCCCGCUGAAGGACAAAUGCACGCAUCCAGAAGACGUCAAGCUCUGCACGCUCAUCUUGAAGACCAAUGGUAGCUUCCCGCUUCAUAAACGGAAAGUGGACACAGUGAACCAGAUAGAUGAGAUGGAGAUGGCCACCAGCACCAGCCCGCCAGAGAAGAGCAAACACAAGCCAUCGGUGCCAAGUCACAAUGAGUUAGCCAUGCCGGCCCCUUCCCACAUGUGUGCCAACUCCACGUUGAGGUCUCCAAUGGACAGCCCACUUCAAGUCGCAAAGAACGGGCACACAACAGACAACCCCAAAACAGCCAAGGCCUUUGAGAUCCAAACCAUGCCCAAUGGCAAGACACAGAGUUCACUCAAGACCAUAAGUCGGAGGAAAUUCUCACAGCAGAAAGAAAAGAAAGCCACGCAGAUGCUUGCCAUUGUGCUUGGUGUCUUCAUCAUCUGUUGGCUCCCGUUCUUCAUCACCCACAUCCUGAACAUGCACUGCGACUGCAACAUCCCCCAGGCCAUGUACAACGCCUUCACGUGGCUUGGAUACGUCAACAGCGCCGUCAACCCCAUCAUCUACACCACCUUCAACAUUGAGUUCCGAAAGGCUUUCAUGAAGAUCCUCCAUUGCUAGCUUCUCCUUGAGGACCAAGUGCAUGGAUAGCAUCAUCAUAGUAUGGGGAGGUCUCAUGAGGAGAACUUCUGUGGUGUGGUAUCUCCAAGGAAGCACAUACAGAGUUCAAAGUGUGUAUUUUCAGCCAGUCGUGGUCCGAGAUUGCCUCGUUCUCACGGUGAUGUGUAGAUUCUGAGGGACCGUCACAAAAGUGUUCAUUUCCAACGCAACCUCUGCACUGUGCUUUUUAACACAAAGAAAGGAACCAAGGAGACCAACGACAACGUUUGCUUGUGGUCAGCAAGGCCUCCAGUGCAUUAAUCACAUGAGUUAUGGAAGAACCCAAUCAUGGGAGACACUUUGACUUGUUUCCAUGUUGAUGUUACUGGUACGUUUCUCACCAAAGACACCUUCACCUUGUCUACUUUGCAAUAGGAGAUGCUUCCACACACUGAAUUGAUCUUUCCUCAAAAGCCAGCACUCCUAGGAAUCGUGUCCAUUGGAAUGGUCUCCAGGCUUUGAAAUGAACAUAUGGGUUCAUUGCCAAGUCUUGGUGGGGCCAACUUCACCAAAGGUUUCCACCAACCCAACCACCGUUACCCUAUGAUCUUCAGAGCGGCGAAUGUAAAGUACGGAAACGGAAUCUCAGGGCAGAGUAGGAAAGAAAACAAAACUAUAGCGACUGUAUCAUACUAAUGUAUAUAUGGAGGGAGGGGGGAUAGAAGGAACUGAGCCGAAGCCCAAGCCAAAAAAAUAAAUAAGGUGUUCCAAAACUUGUCUUGCAUGGUAAGCACUACAUCUGAAAAAAGCCAUCUUCACUUGGAGUUCUAGGCAAUGGUUGUUUCAGAUCCUCCAUCAACAUCAUCAUUUGGUUUCUACCUGGCAUCUAGCUCUUCCGUUCUCCACGGACCAUUUCUUGAAGAAGAACAAAACUGGUCAUGUAGACAUCACAAUGAAACGUAAAAAAGGAUAGUAUGGUAUGUAAUAUGUGAGUACUAUGUUAGUAAUGUAAUAUUUCUUCUAUAUAAACAACUUUUAAUGGCACUUGUUAUGCAAUUGGAAAAUGUGAUAUACACCAUUUUAUGUCCAUGCAAAAAAAAUUAUGUAGGCAUGACAACCAGAGCUAUAAGGACGAGGAUACUUGAACAUAGAUCAAGAAUCAAAAGAAUGAGCACAGAAUCCACACUGUAUUUGCAUUUUAAAGAUACAGUAGAGUCUCACUUAUCCAACAUAAAUGGGCCGGCAGAACGUUGGAUAAGCGAAUAUGUUGGAUAAUAAGGAGAGAUUAAGGAAAAGCCUAUUAAACAUCAAAUUAGGUUAUGAUUUUACAAAUUAAGCACCAAAACAUCAUAUUAUACAACAAAUUUGACAGAAAAAGUAGUUCAAUAUGAAGUAAUGUUAUGUUGUAAUUACUGUAUUUACAAAUUUUACACCAAAAUAUCAUGAUGUAUUGAAAACAUUGACUACAAAAAUGCGUUGGAUAAUCCAGAACGUUGGAUAAGCGAGUGUUGGAUAAGUGAGACUCUACUGUAGCUCCCAUUCCUGUAAUGAUCUCAAAUACUUUGUCUUAGAGAAACUACAAGCCCCCUUCAACAGGGAUAUCAGGAUAUCUCUCCUUCGCAGAGAAACCUUUUGGAUCCACAAACUAAAGUCUUUAACUCCUCGGGGCUUGAAUGAUAAAUUAGAAUCUACCUGUUUUCUUUAAUUGUGCUAUAUCUCUUUAAUUGUGCUACAUUCCUUGAAUUGUGCUAUAGUACUUAAGCCAUUACUGUUCCCCAGUAGAAUGCUCGCAACCUGAUAAAGAACACGGUGUGUAAAGAUCCUCCUAGGACAUGUAAGUUCUAACUACAGUAGAGUCUCACUUAUCCAAGCCUCGCAUAUCCAAGCUUCUGGAUUAUCCAAGCCAUUUUUGUAGUCAAUGUUUUCAAUAUAUCAUGAUAUUUUGGUGCUAAAUUAGUAAAUACAGUAGUUACAACAUAACAUUACUGCAUAUUGAACUACAUUUUCUGUCAAAUUUGUUGUAUAACAUGAUGUUUUGGUGCCUAAUUUGUAAAAUCAUAACCUAAUUUGAUGUUUAAUAGGCUUUUCCUUAAUCUCUCCUUAUUAUCCAAGAUAUUCGCUUAUCCAAGCUCCUGCCAGCCCGUUUAGCUUGGAUAAGUGAGACUCUACUGUAUAAUCCUUAUAUAUUGCUUCUCUUUUGUUAUACAUUUAUUGGGGUGUUUUCUAACAUGUCUAUUUAAAGUAUGGUAUGUAUUACUUUUAAUUUUCCUUUAAAGUGUAUAUUAGAUCGUCAUUCUUUGUAUUUCGAUAUGGAUAGAAGAAUCAAAAAGGCAGAGCCACACCACUCUUUAGCCCAAACAAACAGUGGGAAAUCUGAUUUACCUGAAGAAGCAACGAAACUGGCCUAUACCCGGGAAACCAGUCAAAAAAUUUGGCAGCUUGCAUAACAAGUGCCAUUAAAAGUUGUUUAUAUAGAAGAAAUAUUACAUUACUAACAUAGUACUCACACAUUACAUACCAUACUAUCCUUUUUACGUUUCAUUGUAGUCUAUAGACAUCUGCGUUUUUUGAGAUAAUAUUGCAUGUAGACAUCACCCCAACGGCACCACAUUCCAUCUGAACUUGGUUGUUAAGCAGGGUCAGCUCUGGUAAAUACUUGGAAGGGGGACUUCUAGGUUCUGGAGGUUAUAUUUAGAGGAAUGGUGAAACAACCCUUGCCUAAGACAACCUCAUGAAGUUUAUGCAUCCGACGAUUUGAAGCCAUAUACUUAUCUUUUCUUUCUUUUUUCAUUGAGACACAUAUUUCAUUGAGUUCUGACCUUCCUUCACCCCUUAGCAACAUUUUUAGAAAGCUUUGAUGCUUUCGAAAUUCUAGCCAAAGGCAGUGGUGGGAAGGAACAUUUUCUAACUCAACAUGUCCAACGUCAUCACUCUUUGUAGCCCGCCAUCAGGAAGCCCAUCUCACCAAACGGCCGAUGCUGUAACUGCUAACUGUAUCCACUUCACAGAAGCUUUUGUAAGCUGCCUGCAGCUAUUCUACAGCCACUUAAUAAAAUGACACAGAAAUGGG
This is a messenger RNA of Anolis carolinensis (green anole), 4556 nucleotides long. RefSeq names its product dopamine receptor D2 (gene drd2). The transcript has 8 exons. Gene Ontology annotation, biological process: adenylate cyclase-inhibiting dopamine receptor signaling pathway; regulation of potassium ion transport; regulation of dopamine secretion. Gene Ontology annotation, cellular component: presynaptic membrane; glutamatergic synapse; plasma membrane. Gene Ontology annotation, molecular function: dopamine neurotransmitter receptor activity, coupled via Gi/Go; G protein-coupled receptor activity. Lineage: Eukaryota; Metazoa; Chordata; Lepidosauria; Squamata; Anolidae. The record is from RefSeq and is a predicted model, not a curated record. The coding region runs from base 173 to 1507 and encodes 444 amino acids.